Messenger RNA from Xyrauchen texanus (razorback sucker), 2687 nucleotides. RefSeq names its product 5-azacytidine induced 2 (gene azi2). The transcript has 8 exons. Gene Ontology annotation, biological process: canonical NF-kappaB signal transduction. Lineage: Eukaryota; Metazoa; Chordata; Actinopteri; Cypriniformes; Catostomidae. Gene Ontology annotation, cellular component: cytoplasm. Bases 146 to 1261 code for a protein of 371 amino acids. The record is from RefSeq and is a predicted model, not a curated record.
UUCCUGCAGUGUGUGUUUGUGUGUUGCUGCUUUAUUUUGUCGUGCUUUUACUGUCUUCUCUCUAAAUCACCGUGUUUUUACUCUCUAUCAUGGUUUAUAUUUAUAUUCCCCUCUGCUGUCCAAUCUGACUGCUGUCUGCUCUGGUAUGGAUUCCCCCACUGUGGAUGAUGACAUCUGUAUCCUGAAGCAUGAGACGGCAUACGGCCCGACCGAGAGCCCCGUGUCUGUGUGCGCCGGUGAUGAGUCGGUGGCGUCUCACUUCGCCCUGGUCACAGCAUACGAGGACAUCAAGAAGAGAUUACGAGACACGGAGAAAGAGAACGCUCUGCUCAAAAGAAGAGUUAAACAGCUCGAGGACAAGCAUUUCCGACCUGAAGCCCCUCCCUCAGAAGGACCGCAUUAUAUGAACAAAGCUUUCAGUGCUUACCGCGGCAUCUAUAUAGAGAAGGAAGAUUUACAGAUGGAGCUGAAUAAAGUGAAAAAAGAGAAAGUUGAGUUGGAGCGAAUUCUGACAGAGCAGCUACAAGCCAAAGAGCUCGAACUGUUGCAGCUGAAAUCAGAAAUGGAGACGAGUCAAGUGAUGAGAAGUCUGAACAUCACUGCAGAUAACUGGCAUGUGGACAGAAGCAACAGUGAAACGAAGAUCGUGUCAUUGGAGGAGCAGAUCGAGAGAUUACAGUUAGAAAACGACACGCUGCACAAACUCUGCAGGACCGCUGGACACGACGUCUCUGAAAACUGUGAACUUCAUGAUGAGCAAACGCACGAUCUGUUGACAGACUCCAGGAUGCUGGCCAUUGUACAGUCGUGUCAGGACGUGCUCGGUGAAGCGGCACGUUUGCGUUCAGCCGUUCGAUCGCAGUCUGACCUGGUGAGGAAGUUACGAGAGAGACCUCUGCCUGCUCUCAGACGAGCUGCUUCAACUGUUCCAGUUCAGUGUCUGGAUGACGUGGAGCGGAACACAGAGCCGACGAGAGUAAUGAUGAUGAUGCCGCGGCCACCCAGCGCACCUCCACUGCCCUCCAGUUCGGGGUCUCAUGCUCCGGACGGCCUACAGGAGAACUGUUCGAAUGACCCUUGGUCCCUGCCUCGUCCAGUGCCAUUGGGCAGCUCAGGCAGCCCGCUGCUUCCCCCUCAGCGAAUGGGAUCACUAGAUGAUAGCUCGUGGUCGUUCCCCGGCAACCCGAGACCGAGUGACGCACAGUUCUGGGACACCUCAAAGUCGAAGAGCUCCACCGCUGAUUGGGCCCCUCCAAAUUGAUCCACAGUCCCUGCUCCACCACACGACACCUAACCUGCCUUAAACAGCGUCCCCUCUUUGGACCCCAGGUCACGGAUGAUGAUAUACCUCGAGCGUACUGACCUCUGACCCCCGGUCACGGUAAACAGAUGUCUCUCUCCGGGCCGAUGUAGAUAACUUGAGUGGGAAAGACCUGAGAGGUGGAUGUUUGUGUGUAUUUAUGAAUGGAUGAAUGUGUGUUUUCCUGCAUCAAUUCCACUCCGAGAGCUUUGUCCAACAUAUAUGUGUGAUUUCACUAUAGCCACUCCUUGUGAUCGCCUUUGGUAACUCCUAUAAGCUUCUGUUCAUCUCUUCGGUCGAGUGUUUCUGUGACAGAUGGUUGUAGGUCAGGUAGGUUAUCUCGUCAGCGUCUCAGUCAAUUAUAUAAGUAACUUAAAUGGAUUAUGUCUUGUAUUCUGAACGUAUAAAGAGGAAUUUCUGAAAUGUUAGUAGUCCAGAGUUUUGUUCAGUUUGAAGAGUCCUCGUACCGAAAGAUGAAAAUGUUCAAAUGGUGGUUUCAUCACUGCUGGCAUGCGUUUAUGCUUAUAACUACACGGCUGUUUAAGCCCUUGGAUUACAAAUGUUUUCAUUUGAAUCAUUGUUUUAGCAUUUUGAUUUAGUAAAUACAUUAGGUUGUCGUUAUCUGUGGGAGCAGGUGUUUUUUAAUCACUGGUCUUUUUUUCUUCUUCUAAACAGGGUUUCCACAGUCAAGGUAAAUCUUGAAAUAGUUGGACAUAUUUAAAUAAAAAAUUCCAGGGUUGGUAGUCAUGUAAAUCAAUCAAAUCUGAACUAAUGAAAAUGUAUUUUGUGAAUAUCUAUAUGUGUAUAUAUAUAUAUAUAUUAGGGCUGUCGAUUUAACGCGUUAAUUCAGUGCGAUUAAUGUUAUUAAAAAUAAUGCGUUAAAACAAUUUAUGCAAUUAAUCGCUUCCGUAUAAGGAAGAUUCCUGAGAAAUGCUUGUAGUACCACCUGUUUACUCCAGGGGGCAGUAAGUGAAACUUCAGCUGUGUGAGCAACACACAGUUUAUACAGUGAAGAAACACUUCAGCAGAACAACACAAACAUGAGUUACAUUCUUGCGUUCAAACACUUGAUGGAGCACAAAUCUGAACUAAUAGAUCUCAAGAUGUGUUUAAAGAUUGAGUAUUAAACUAUAUUUAACUCGACACAGUGACCUAAAAAUGUAUGUUUAUGACGCGACACACUCGAGACGCUACACUAGCAUGUCUGACGCAGGUGUACAUUGACGGGUCCUUAAACAAGCCCUCAUAAUAAAUCUCUGAUUGAUAAAUUCACUUUGUAAUGGAUUACUGUGAACUGUGUGUCAAUGAUUGACUUAUGAUCAAUAAUAUGGUAGUAAACAAUACAUAGUAUUUUAAAGACGCUUUUUGUCUUAUCAAUGAUGAACUC